Messenger RNA from Trematosphaeria pertusa, 999 nucleotides. RefSeq lists its product as uncharacterized. Bases 1 to 999 code for a protein of 332 amino acids. The transcript has a single exon. Lineage: Eukaryota; Fungi; Ascomycota; Dothideomycetes; Pleosporales; Trematosphaeriaceae. The record is from RefSeq and is a predicted model, not a curated record.
AUGUCGACCGCUGAAAGAAGAUCCUACGCCGAAAUCGUGGAGAAGUACAUAUGCGUACAAGUUUACUCCCCUCGAGUGGAUGUUCGCAUCCCGCGCACAGAUGCUCAAGACUGGGUGGACAAGAAUCCCGAACCCGAGAUCGAUCGCUACGGAGAUCUGGAAAGCAAGCUCGUGAUUGUAAAAUACGCCAAAGGGGGCCACAACGCACGGGAACUUCGAACGAAGGCCGAAAUGGCAAACGAAGUAAAUUGCCUCCGCAUCAUCGGCAAGGAGGAUGGAACCGGAGGUCGAUUUCCCAUUAUCCUGGAUGCCGGCCACAUGAUAAACACGGACAGAGGACAAAUCUGCAUGUGGUUUGCCGCGUCCCACUUCAAACCCAAUCUCACCCUCAAGGACUUGAAGACCUAUUACCCUUCGAAGACACGGAAGUCCAUUCCUAUCGAGUUCGUCGCGCACCUUUACCUUGAGCUGCGUUCUAUCGACGACUUCCUCGCGAAUACUUGCGGGAUCACGGCAGUCAACAUACAUGAGGAGAACAUCCUUGUCUGUCCUUUCCCCAAAUACAAGUACGAUGUCUUGCCCCGCAUACGUCUGAUUAAUUUCGGCGAGGCAAAGAUCCACGGUCAACAAGAAGGACGAACGAGCUGUUUGAAAGAGAUUUGCACAGAAGUGUUCGGGCUACUAGGCCUCGAAUAUGAAGAUGCCGAUGCCAAGGACUAUUUUCCGGACUACGAUGACUUCAAAGCCGAGUUGGAGAGGGUAACGCACAGCCCCUCGAACCCCGACGACACUUGCGAACUAUGGUCACAGUUUGACGAGGCCGCACGUCGGUGCCUCGAUGAUCGUAAAGAGGAAACGGUCCUUGACAUUCACAACGAAACAACGGAAGCAGCUAUAAAUCAGAAAAGAUAUGUGCUAUACUGGGACAUUGGAGCGGCGAUUGAGAACUUCCGGAGUGGUAAUUGCCCCACUGAGCUUGAUUCCGACGUGGAGGACUAA